Molecule: messenger RNA, 1236 nt
Organism: Exophiala dermatitidis NIH/UT8656
Lineage: Eukaryota; Fungi; Ascomycota; Eurotiomycetes; Chaetothyriales; Herpotrichiellaceae
Product: chitinase
Exons: 2
Coding region: 1-1236 (411 amino acids)
Biological process (GO): carbohydrate metabolic process
Cellular component (GO): extracellular region
Molecular function (GO): chitinase activity
Source: RefSeq, a predicted model, not a curated record
AUGAUCGAGUCUUUCCGGCGGCCGUCGUCGCCAUUAUGCCCAUUUCUUUUGAUAUUGUUGGUGUUGGUGGCAUUGUGUGAUGGCGCCGCCGUCGUUGCUGGCAGUGGCAUCGAUCGUCGAAGUCCAGCAACAGAAGCAGACACGUCGUCAACAUACACAUUCAAUCCUCUCGCCACCAACCUCAACAUAGUCUACUACGGCCAAAGCAACAUCACCGCCGACGUCUCGCUCGACCAAAUCUGCGCCGACGACUCCGUCGACGUGGUUAUUCUGGGAUUCAUCAGACAAUUUUACGGUAGUGGUGGCAAAAACAACAAAUCCAUCAACAUCACUCUAGAUUUUGCCGGAGACUUAUGCUCGUCCACUGCAUCUUCUGCACAGGUCGAGGCCGGUCAGCCGGGGUUGCUUGACUGUGUUUCGACCGGGUUCGCGGAUCGAAUUGCGUCGUGUCAGACAAAAGGGAAAAAAGUGCUGAUUAGUGCCGGGUCAGCCAGUGGGGAUCUGUAUAUCCCGUCAAAGAAGGAUGCUGGGAAAUUGGCGACCAUGCUGUGGAAUUUGUUUUUGGGUGGGACGAGUGAUGGCAAGACCAAGGAUUUGAGGCCGUUUGGGAUGGAUGUGGUUUUGGAUGGGUUUGAUUUGGAUAAUGAAAACGCCACAAACGCCAAAUACCUCCCCAACCUCAUCUCCUCACUGCGCAAAAAGAUGAAAAAGGACAAGGCCAAACCAAAAAGACAAUACUACGUCAGCGCGGCGCCGAUAUGCGCCUUGGAGUCGUCGUCCUCAUCCGAUCAAGAGAUCCCCGUGUCGAAACUUAUUAACGAUAUCGACUUUUGGAACGUGCAGUUCUACAAUGCGCAGGCGUGUCAAGUGGGGAGUUGCGACGGGUUCACGAGCUCGUUGAAGCAGUGGUCGGAGGUAUUGUUGAAUGGACGAAAAGUGAAAUGUGAGGGUUCAACUUGUACGGUUCCAAAGGGCAAAUUCAACACUAUCGAUAAUGGAAUCACGUAUCCGAGACUGUUGAUUGGGUCACGGUCGUUUUAUACCGGUGUCGAGAAUAGAGGGUAUGUCGAUCCACAGACUUAUAGUGAUAUAUUGAAGGAUGAUGUUAAGACGUUGGAUCUGCCGAAUUUGGCGGGUGCUAUGUGGUGGGAUGGGACGUAUUUGGAACAAAACAAGGAGGAGGUGGAGGGGUUGGGGAAUGUUACUUUUGCGGAGGUUGUUAGGGAGGUUUUGUGA